CUUAUCCUCACUCUACGGAAGGAAAGAAAGUUGGGUCUAAAACGUUAUUUGGUUUUGACACAAAUCUGAUUGGGCAAUGAGAGACAAAUUUCCGCUGUGUGUUGAGCUCAACCCUAUAUAAGGUCUUCACCAGGAAUUUUCAGUGUGAUCGCUUCUUUUUGUGAGAUGCUUAUGGCUGAAAGACUACAGAAACACAGAUUACAAAACACUUUCCUUCCACCCUCUUCUUCUGAUUUCCUCUGGAAAAAAAUGCAUGGGUUCUUCUUUGUCCUGGUGACAUGCACAGUAGGUGCGACUGCUUUCAGACUCCAGCAAAUCAAAAACACAGAAAACUGCCCAGAUCACACCGUGUUUCUCAAUCACUUCCAUGAACUGCAUGGAGAACCUGUGGUUCUGAAAUGCCCUUCCCCCAGUUACAAACAUUUGGAUUUCUCUGCCUUGACCCCUAAUAUCACAUGGUAUAAAAAUGGUUCAAACACCAUGAUAUCAGGAAGAGAUGAAGAUUCAAGAAUCUGGGCUAAAGGAAAUGCACUCUGGUUUUUGCCAGUGAUGCUAGAAGACUCAGGAGCAUAUAUCUGCACAAGAAGGAACUCCUCCUACUGCGCCAAGGUCUCCAUCCACCUCACAGUUGUGGAGAAAACAUCUGCUUGGAAGAUUGCCUAUCCCCAGGUCCUCUUCACUUUCACCUCUGGAAAGAUUGUUUGUCCUGACCUGUGGGAUUUUACACCAAAUAGGACAAGCCUGGAGCUGAAGUGGUACAAGGAUGCUCAGCCUUUGGAAGAGGACAAUGAAAGAUUCAUCAUUCUGAAAGGUUCAGCGUCUCUGAUCAUGACAUCUGUGCUACCAACGGAUGCGGGGUAUUACACCUGCAAGAUGUCAUUUCCAUUUGAAGGUGUGCCAUAUGAAAUCACCAGGACAAUUCAAUUGGAGACUGUUGAACAAGAGAAGAGAAUUACCCCGAUAAUUGUGUAUCCAGCCCAAAAGACAACAUCAGCUGCUCUUGGCUCCAAGAUGACUCUCCCGUGCAAAGUGUUUGUUGGACUGAGCAGCCAUUUCCAAACUGAUGUGGAAUGGCUGGCAAAUUACACCAGCGUUGAUGUGGUUUAUAAACAAAGCAGAGUUACAGAGGGGGAACGACAAGAAAUUGUAGAAAAUGGUGAAAACUUCAUUGAAGUACCACUGAUUUUUGAUUCUGUUGAAGAAGUGGACUUUUACACAGACUUUACCUGUCUGGCCCAGAACAGCUAUGGAUACCAAGAACUGCCAACAAGGGUCAAGCAAGAAGCUGUUGGUCUGUCCUGGUACAUUGCAAUGAUUCCUGUUGUGCUGGCCUGUUUGAUCGUGGGAGGGAUAUGCAUGCACAAGUGCUGGAAAAGUAGAGCUGAUAAAGGAUAUACAAUUCCAAAGGUUUAAAGUCCACUUGAGUUCUCCAACUGCCAACAGAACAAAAAAUCACCCUGGCCAUCUUUCACAUCAGACACAGCAAGCAUUUAAGACCUGAUAUACUGCAUUCCCAACAGACCAAUAACAACAGCUCUUUCCCACUUUUCCCAGUCUUCUGAUGAAGAUGAAGUUAAGAAUAUAAGUUUGCAUUUUUAUGCUGCUUAGAUGCAGGAAAUCUGCUUCUAUUAUUUUGUAACUAGGAUGCAAUCUGUAGAAUUUUGGAACACAAAAUCAUGCUCUGGAUAUGGGAAGGGUAGGAAAAGGGAGGUGCUCUCACCUUUUGUAAUUCCAACACUUGUACUGUUUUUUUUUUUUUUAAAGGAAAAGAAACCC
Molecule: messenger RNA, 1776 nt
Organism: Passer montanus (Eurasian tree sparrow)
Lineage: Eukaryota; Metazoa; Chordata; Aves; Passeriformes; Passeridae
Gene: IL1R2
Product: interleukin 1 receptor type 2
Exons: 9
Coding region: 166-1413 (415 amino acids)
Molecular function (GO): interleukin-1 binding; interleukin-1, type II, blocking receptor activity
Source: RefSeq, a predicted model, not a curated record